ACCGGACACUCAGCCACUCAGUCAAGCCAGAUAUCGGAGAGCUCACAACCACCAUCUCUCCCCAUCUCGGACAAAGCAUAACAUAACUGGACAUCACUUCGCACUAGAGACACUGUGCCAUUUCUUCGAAGAGGCAACAAGUAAGGGAUUUUUUUCUCAAUUACAAAUCCCAGAUCAGUGAGGUGUGCGUGAUCGUUCCCAGAAAACGGCAGAAGGAUGAACAGCUUCGAUCUGGAUGAGCUGUUCGACACGUGGGAGGACCUGAACCUCACAGGCCUCCUGGAGAACGGGACGCGCGUGGAGAUGGGUGGCUGUCCCACAGCCUUCGACCGCAGCGCCCUGCUCCACUCCAUGUGCAUCCUCUAUGUCUUCAUCUUCGUGGUCGGUUUGGCCGCCAACAGCCUCGUCCUCUGGAUCAACAUCCGCGCCCAGCGCACCACCUCCCCUCGCCACGAGACCCACCUUUACAUCGCCCAUCUGGCGGUGGCUGACCUGUGCGUGUGCAUCACGUUGCCCGUGUGGGUGAGCUCCCUGGCACAGCACAGCCACUGGCCCUUCAGCGAGUUGGCAUGUAAGCUCACCCACCUGCUCUUCUCCGUUAACCUCUUCAGCUCCAUCUUCUUCCUGGCCUGCAUGAGUGUCGACCGCUACAUGAGCAUGACACGGCCGGUCGACAGUGAGGAUGGGGGCCGGCGCCGGAAGCUGAUUCGCCACGGCGUAUGUAUGGGGGUGUGGCUCCUGGCUCUGGUGGCUUCCUUGCCGGACACAUACUUCCUGCGGGCUCUGAGGUCAUCACAAGGGGAAGUAGUGCUGUGCAGGCCGGUGUACCCAGAGGAACACCCUAGGGAGUGGAUGGUAGGGGUCCAGCUGAGCUUUAUCCUGCUUGGCUUCAUCAUUCCCUUCCCUGUCAUCGCUCUGGCCUAUGCCCUCUUGGCCAAAGCACUCUCCUCCUCCUCCUCUUCCUCCUCGGCAGUGGAGCAGGAGCGUCGCGUGAGCCGCAGGGUGAUCCUGGCCUACAUAGUGGUGUUCCUCGGCUGCUGGGGGCCCUACCACGGGGUGCUCCUGGCCGAUGCCCUCUCCCUGCUGGGCCUGGUUCCUCUGAGCUGUGGGCUGGAGAACGCCCUCUACGUGGCGCUGCACCUCACCCAGUGUCUGUCCCUGCUCCACUGCUGCGUCAACCCCAUCCUCUACAACUUCCUCAACAGGAACUACCGCUACGACCUGAUGAAGGCCUUCAUCUUUAAGUACUCCACACGUACAGGCCUGGCCAGGCUCAUAGAACAGACCCAUGUCUCUGAGACAGAGUACUCUGCCGUCGCUGUGGAGAACACACCACAGAUCAGAGACUGAACUCUAGAACACACUCUGGAACUCAAAAACACAUCAAGGACAUUUAGAACAUAGUCUAGAUCAGUGGUCACCAACUGGUCCAUCUCCAAUGCUUUCCUAGUCGAUCGCCAAACAUGUCUGUAAAAAGCCCAACGAGAAAGCCUUGCGUUCUUAAUUGUUUCGCUCUGUUUGCGGUAGGUGCACUUCAUUCAGCUGCCCUGCUUCCCAGGUAGUCGAAGUGUUCUCAUUUUUAAUCAUUUAAGGUACAAACUCUGCCUACCCAGUGGUCAUGGAGAUCAAAUCAAGUACACCUAUAGGCCUACCGUUGGCUAAUCAGAUAUACUAUAUAUACACAAAAGUAUGUGGACACCCCUUCAAAUGAGUGGAUUUGGCUAUUUCAGCUACACCCGUUGCUGACAGGUGUAUAAAAUCAAGCACACAACCAUACAAUCUCCAUAAAGAAACAUGGGCAGUACAAUUGCCUUACUGAAGAGCUCAGUGACUUUCAAUGUGGCACUGUCUUAGGGUGCCAUCCUUUCCAACAAGUAAGUUAGUCAAAUUUCUGCCCUAAUAGAGCUGCCCCGGGAAAGUGUAAGUGCUGUUAUUGUGAAGUGGAAACGUGUAGGAGCAACAACGGCUUAGCCGAGAAGUGGUAGGCCACACAAGCUCACAGAACGUUCUGUCCUAGCAUUGCCUGUAUUCGAGCUGCAGCAAUGAUUGCAUAUAGAGUUCACCCAAUAGCUGCAUUAUUUUUUUAACUGCUAGAGGUGUGUGUGUGUGUGUGUGUGUGUGUGUGUGUGUGUGUGUGUGUGUGUGUGUGUGUGUGUGUGUGUGUGUGUGUGUGUGUGUGUGUGUGUGUGUGUGUGUGUGUGUGUGUGUGUGUGUGUGUGUGUGUGUGUGUGUGUGUGCGUACGUGGUGUGUGGACCUUAAAGUCCACUUUGUAAAUAGUUAGAAGGGCAUUGAAAUACUGUACAUAUAUUAUCAUUAUGAGAUUGUUAUUGUUCAACUUAAGAUAUAUUUUUGUACAUAUUAUAACAUAUUUAUGGUAUGCUUCAACUUUCCAAAUUUGUAUGUUUUUAAAUCAUUGUGUUGUGGAUUCAGAAGUCCAUUUCAGUAAUGUCUAUGUGUUCAUAAAGCUGCCUCGUUGUAAAUGAGAGUCCCUUCCUCCGUGACACCAGUCCUGCUGUCUACUUCAAUCUCAUAAUACUUUGAACCAGCUCCCGUUCCUCUUCUCCCUCCUUCUGUGACCCCUGACCUAGAAUGACCAGAGAGGUCCUGGUAUUGUCUCAGAAAAUGUUGAGUUUUCAGAACAGUGAUCAUUUAAGGAGAGGCGACAAGGAAAGGAAGCUAGGUAGGAGUGUUGACACAGCCUCGAUAUCUCUAUCACCACAUAUAGCAUAGCUGUAACUAUACAAUACGUUAUGGCUAAUAUUAGCAUUAGAGAUCAUAGUGAGACACGUGUGCUUCAUAUGGCAUCAGGGACGCUGCAUCAGCACACACACCACACCACAGCACAGACAGUGAGGGCUUUAUGACCAAUAAACAAACACAGCUUUACUGCAUCCAUGUGUAGGCAGCCACAGCCACAAUGCUGGACAGAUGUGUAUAAAUGCUGCAGUCUAUCAAUACGAAAAAGAGGAACUACAUUCUGAAUCUUUUAUUGGGAUAUAUCCUGUGUGUGUCUAUGUAUGUCUGUGAGUGCGAGAGAGACAGUGUUCGUAUGUGGGCGUGCAUGUGUCUGUGUGCGCGUGUGUGUCUGUCUUCAUGUUGUGGGCCACAGUACAAACAGUGUGACACACAGUGUUCCAUGCCAAAUUAUGAUGUUGGAUAUAGCGAUGAACAUGAUUAUUUAAAUAUUCAAAUAUCCGAACGGAUGUUAGUAUUUGAAUACUUGUGUGAAUAUACAUUCCUGUAUAGGUCUAUUUUAAACACCCACAACAGUAGAAAUCAACUUCUCGAGCUGAAAGACAAUGACCAGAGCUUACCCGUGAUGUUGCACAAUGAUGUAAAUAAUUCAUCUUUUUAGUCAUAGUACAUUAUGAUAUAUUUGGGCUUGAAAUGCCAAAUCUGAAUGUGUGACUUCGGACGUUUCUGUGAGUCUUAUGCCUUUUUUCUUAUGGGAUGACGUGCAAAUUCUUUACAGCCUAUGUUUUGUUUCAGAGCUGGGUUUGAUUUAAAUGUUACCACCCACCAACAUGGCAAUGUUAAUUAAUCAGAAACACCUGCUGUAAAGUUCUUCCUAUUCGCAAGUCAUCUGAGAGCCUGACAGCUUUUCUCUGUAGCAAAAACAUGGGUUUCUACUAGAUAAAACAGCCACAAAGUCAAAAUGGUCUAUAUUAUACAGAUUUGUGAAAACAAAAAUGUGCUUUUUGGUCUUCAUUUCAGGUUAGGGUUAGGCUAAGGUUAGUAGUGUGGUUAAUGUUAGGGUUAAGGUGAGAGUUAGGUUAAAAAUCUAAUUUUAAGAUGUGAAAAUGUAGAAGUAGACGGGGUUCAUGACAUUGUGGCUGUGUUAACUAGUGACGACCCUACACUUGGCCACCUUGCCAUGGAGCAAAUUAAAUUUAAAUUAAUGUUUUUGCAUCUCCCCUUUUUUUUACAAGCAAAUUAUCAUAAUCCAUUGGAUAAUUUGUCAAGUUUCACUUAUUUUUCUGCUAGUCUACAUUCCAGUUCCACCUCAGACAACCACUAUGCCGAUGUUGGCUAAAGCGGAACUGAUUGACUAGAGUCCUUAAGUUAAAAAAACACAAGUAUUUUCAAUAUCCGGAUAUCCAACAAAAAUGAAUGAUACUAUUCAAAUAUUGAACAGAUGUCAAACCACUAUCCCUAGUUGGAUAUGUCCUAAACAUUUAUGUGUACAAUGCUAUUUCUGUCUGUGGUAGAAAACAUAUUUAUUUUGAUACGUUGCCAUGAGUCAUCGUGUUAUCUGAUUGGAUGCAUAUGUAUCCUAUUACAUUGUAAGGGUUCCAAUCCUUGCAGUGAUUAUUAAAACAAAGAAACAAAGACCGACAUGUCUACAAGAAGAGGCAUUCCAAUAUAUUUUAUAGAGAUAUUUUAUGUUUACUGUAUGUUAUGGAUGUUGUUACUCAUUAAAUACCAAAAAUGAAUACUAUGUCUGAAGAUCUUUUGCUUUGUGUUAGUACUUUAAUCACAGCUUUUUAAUUAAAGUAACAAAUGGUGAAAUUUAACCAGUGUUUAUUGCAUUAUUGGACAGCUUUAGUAUAGCAGCUCUGACUGGACACC
Oncorhynchus gorbuscha (pink salmon) is the source of this 4570-nucleotide messenger RNA. Its product is annotated as atypical chemokine receptor 3-like. The transcript is spliced from 2 exons. Lineage: Eukaryota; Metazoa; Chordata; Actinopteri; Salmoniformes; Salmonidae. Gene Ontology annotation, cellular component: membrane. Gene Ontology annotation, biological process: G protein-coupled receptor signaling pathway; vasculogenesis; angiogenesis. Gene Ontology annotation, molecular function: coreceptor activity; G protein-coupled receptor activity; chemokine binding. Bases 217 to 1350 code for a protein of 377 amino acids. The record is from RefSeq and is a predicted model, not a curated record.